AUGCCAAUAAUACCUUAUUCAUCGUUAUGGAAUAAAUUAUUGAAUACUGUUAUCUUUCGUCAAACAACUGAUGAUGAUGAUAAUGCACAACAAAAUGUUACUUAUCUUUCAUAUUUUGUACAUUUACCCAAUAUAACUGAAUUAGAAUUUGGAUCAGAAUUUUGUAUAUAUCAAUGUAAAAGUCUUCAAUUUAUUCUACAAGCAUGUCCAAAUGUGACUGGUGUUAGAAUUAUGGUUCGCGGACGCGGUCGUGGAUUCGGACGUGGUCGUGGAGCAAGUCGAGGUCGUGGUGGUCGUGGAGCAAGUCGGGGUCGCAAUGGUCGUGGUCGAAUCAUCAAUCGUGGUGGUCGCCGUGGAGGCUUUCAAAUAGCACGCUCGCAAUCAUUAAAUGUUGAUCAACAAACAACAUCAGUCAAUCCUUUAGCUAAUCUUGACAUUAAUGUUGAUCCUAAACCAUUUUUUGUUAAUGCAAAUGUAACAAUCGAUCAACACAUUCAAGCACAAACUACAAAUCUUCCUCGUUAUUUAGCUGCCUUAUUCACACUUGAUGAAAAUAGUGUUGAUAUUGGACAAAAAGCUAAAGCAUGUGCAUUAGCGGCUGCUUGGUGUCGACAUGAUCAUAAAUUAGCUAAUAAUCUUUUACGAUGUCGACGUUUAUUCACUCUAACUGAAGUACUUAAAGCAGUAACAAUGUUAGAUGCUGCUCGACAAAUUCGUGUUUAUGAAAAACAACUUAAACGUCUUGAAUUAAGUAAAACUAAACCAAAAGCAACAAAAUUAGGUAAAAUUAAAAAUAAUCUCGAUAAUUUAAAUAAACUCAAGCCAUCUACUGGAUCAGCUAGUGGUGCUGUUGCUCGGCAUAUUCAACGUUGGACUCGAACAUUAACUUUACAAGAACUUGAAUAUUUUGCAUUACAUAUGCCAACAGAACCAUGGAAAAAAUUAGCUGAUAUUGUUCAUUUUAAUCCAACGAAAGAUUUUCCUUCUUUACCUUGGUUUUUACCAUUUUGUUUUGGUACACCAGCACCAACAGAUACAAUGGUAUCUCGUUGUCGAGAUUUAACAGUUGAUAAUAUUAAUAAUUUAAUUAAAGAAUUUAAAAUUCCUUAUUCACAUUUAAAACAAUUUAAAGAACACUUAAAUGAUCAAUCAAAAGCAAGAAUUGCAUCUUAUGAAGAAAAAUUAGAUACUAUUUUAUGGUAUUAUGAAGAUUUACAAUGUUCAGAUGUAGAUGAUAUUAUCAGUGAACGAAUACGAAAUGGUGAACAGAUUACAUUACCAUAUGGAAAACUUAUGGAGCGUCUUUUACUUCUUCGAACAAUACGAGAUAAUGUAUCUGAAACAAGGAGCUUUCGAGGUACUGGACGUGGACGUGGAGCCGAACGAAUUGCUAGAAAUGUUGAUAAUCAACAUUCAGCUGAAUCAAGAAAAAUGACAUUCUAUUCCGAUUUAUUAGUAAUAGCUGAAGCUCAACUACAAAAGAUUAAAUUACCAUUAGAAUCACCAGUUGCUGUUAUGGGAGAUGCAUCUAGUUCAAUGAAUGUUGCUAUUCGUACAGCAACUAUUCUUUCAUCAUUAUUAACAGCAAUUUGUUCAGCAAAAUUGAACUUCUUUAAUAAUCAAAUGUUUUUACCUGCUUUUACACCAAAAACUAUUGAAGAUGUUCUUACAUUAGCAUUGACAACAAGAGCAAGUGGUUGUACAGCAAAUGCUGCUGGUCUUGUACCAUAUUAUGAUAGUAAAGAAGUGAUAAAAACGUUUGUUAUGGUGACAGAUGAAGAAGAGAAUACAGAUGCUCGAUUAGCUGACGAUACGUCAACACGAUUUUUUAAUUUAUUUAUGAAAUAUCGUACAGAAAUCUAUCCAGCUAAAUUAGUAUUUAUUUCAUUUCUUCGUCAUCAGCAUGCUCAAGGUCAAAUGUAUAAAGAAUUUCAAGAUGCUAAUGUACCUGACGUAAUUCAAUUCAAAUUUAGUGGUGAACGUCCAGAUUUGACGAAAAUUGAUAAUCUAUUGGGUUUAUUAUCAACUGGUUCAUCAGACUCAUUUGAUGAUAGAGUAGGAAAAUUACAAAAUGAAUUUCAACAGAAUGGUAUGGAGUCAGUCAUUACGAAAUUACUUAAUCAACAAGAAGAAAGUAGUACUGUUCCAAUGGAAGCAGAAAUGGCUGCGGUCACAACGAACUAA
Molecule: messenger RNA, 2184 nt
Organism: Rotaria sp. Silwood1
Lineage: Eukaryota; Metazoa; Rotifera; Eurotatoria; Philodinida; Philodinidae
Source: the annotation of a GenBank genome assembly